Molecule: messenger RNA, 1987 nt
Organism: Micropterus salmoides (largemouth bass)
Lineage: Eukaryota; Metazoa; Chordata; Actinopteri; Centrarchiformes; Centrarchidae
Gene: dpys
Product: dihydropyrimidinase
Exons: 9
Coding region: 1-1491 (496 amino acids)
Biological process (GO): pyrimidine nucleobase catabolic process
Cellular component (GO): cytosol; cytoplasm
Molecular function (GO): dihydropyrimidinase activity
Source: RefSeq, a predicted model, not a curated record
AUGGCAGAGCCCAACGGGAUAUUGAUAAAAGGAGGUAAAGUUGUGAAUGAGGACUGCUCCGUGAUCAGCGACGUCUACAUCGAAAAUGGGAAAAUAAUUGAAGUUGGACGGAAUCUGCAGAUCCCAGCAGGAGUGCUUGUUAUUGAUGCCACCGAUAAACUGGUGAUCCCGGGCGGCAUCGAUGCGCACACACACAUGGAGCUGGCGUUCAUGGGCACCACGUCUGUGGACGACUUCUAUAUCGGAACCAAGGCUGCUCUAGCAGGAGGGACGACAAUGAUCCUGGACUUUGUCAUUCCCCAAAAAGGCAAGUCUCUCCUGGAAGCUUAUGACUGUUGGCGUAAGACAGCUGACCCCAAAGUUUGCUGCGACUACUCGCUGCAUGUCGCCGUCACAUGGUGGAGUGAUAAGGUCAAACAAGAGAUGCAGACACUGACCAAAGAGAAGGGAGUGAAUUCCUUCAAGAUGUUUAUGGCCUAUAAAGAUGUGUAUAUGCUGCAGGACUCUGAGCUAUAUGCUGCCUUCUCCCAGUGUAAGGAGGUUGGAGCUAUAGCUCAGGUGCAUGCUGAAAAUGGAGACCUGAUCGCAGAGGGGUCUAAGAAGAUGCUGUCAAUGGGCAUCACGGGGCCCGAGGGCCAUGAGCUGUGUCGGCCAGAGGAGGUGGAGGCCGAGGCCACCCAGCGAGCCAUUACCAUCGCCCAUGCUGUCAACUGCCCGCUGUAUGUGGUCCAUGUCAUGAGCAAAUCUGCCGCCAAGGUGGUGUCUAAUGCACGCAGAGUUGGUCGUGUGGUGUUCGGGGAGCCCAUUGCAGCUGGAUUGGGCACUGACGGUACUCACUACUGGCACAAAGAAUGGGCCCAUGCUGCUGGCUUUGUCAUGGGUCCUCCCCUCAGACCUGACCCCAGCACCCCUGGGUACCUCAUGGACCUACUAGCCAAUGAUGAUCUCAGUGUGACGGGGACGGACAACUGCACCUUUUCUGUGUGCCAGAAGGCUCUCGGCAAAGAUGACUUCACCAAGAUCCCUUAUGGAGUGAACGGAGUGGAGGACAGGAUGUCUGUCAUCUGGGAGAAAGGAGUGCACAGUGGAAAAAUGGACGAGAAUCGAUUUGUAGCCGUCACCAGCAGCAACGCAGCAAAAAUCUUCAACUUCUACCCGCAGAAAGGCCGUAUCGCCAAGAACUCAGAUGCUGAUGUGGUUAUAUGGGACCCCAAGAUGACAAGGAAGAUAUCAGCCAAGACACACCACCAGGCUGUGGACUACAACAUCUUCGAGGGCAUGGAGUGCCACGGUGUCCCUGUCAUCACUAUCUCAAGAGGGAAAGUGGUCUAUGGAGAUGGGCGACUGAAAGUGUCACCAGGGCACGGCAAAUUCAUCCAUAGAAAACCCUUCUCUGAAUUUGUUUACAAAAGAAUCAAGCAAAGGGACCAGGUGGGGAAACCUACAGCUGUGAUCAGAAAGCCCUAUGAAGGCAAAGUCAUAGCUGUAUGAACAACUGACCUAGAACAUGGCACUUGGAAUCUCCAGCUGUGUUUCUCCAGUACAACGCAGAAGCUACCAAAUUCAACACAAAUGAAUGCUGUUUCCCACUGAUAAACCUGCUGUUAGUUGUUUCUGCAUUUUUUAACAUUCUAAUUUUUAAAAUUCUAAAAUUUUUCAGCAAGUUAUACAUAAAGGUGGUUGUGUUGGUCUUUAGGUCAACUGUGAAGGUCAACACUGAGGUCAGUGCUCUGUCUGCAGAUAAUAUCUUUGUUACAUUUGUUCAGCUGUGUGAGGUUUCCAGUUCAGCUCUGCUUAGCACACAGGGCAGUAGAACCCAGUAUACUGCUGAAAAUUAUAUGUGCUCUGACAUACAUUACACAAUCUAGUAAUUCAGUGUAAAGAAUAAAAAUAGGGCUUUUACUGGGCAUUUUAUUUUAAUUUUCAACCCUUUUUUUCCAAAACUUUUGUUGCCAUUGGUAAUUAAACUGAUGUUUUUCACCCAAAA